Molecule: messenger RNA, 2795 nt
Organism: Motacilla alba alba
Lineage: Eukaryota; Metazoa; Chordata; Aves; Passeriformes; Motacillidae
Gene: CHEK2
Product: checkpoint kinase 2
Exons: 16
Coding region: 571-2169 (532 amino acids)
Biological process (GO): protein phosphorylation; mitotic DNA damage checkpoint signaling
Cellular component (GO): nucleus; cytoplasm
Molecular function (GO): protein serine/threonine kinase activity; protein binding; ATP binding
Source: RefSeq, a predicted model, not a curated record
CUCCCGGGACGGCCGCGCGGUGCCGCCGGGCACGGGGCCGCAGUGCCCAGUGGGGACGACGGGGCCGCCGGUGCCGGUGUCGGUGCCGGUCCGGGGCAGCAGCGCUCUGGCGAGCAGGGCCGCACGCUGCGAGGCGGCCGCCGGGGCCCGGCACCGCCGUCUGAGCGUUCAGAGGGAGGGUCAGGCUGGAUUCGAGGGAAAGCUCCUGUAUGGAAAGGGCUGCCCAGGGCAGAGGUGGGGUCACCGUCCCUGGAGGGGUCCCGCAGCCGCCUGGGUGUGGGAGCCGGGGACAGGGGCACGGGGCCAUUGGCGGCGCGGCUGCACUCGACGGCCUCUGUCUUCUGCAGCCCGAGUGGCUCCGUGAUUCUCUUCUGUCUGCAGGCGGAGCCCGGGGCCUCGCCUGAGCCUGUAAACACCUGCGACAAACGGGACGCGGGAGGGAACUUGGGAGCUGCCGUGAUUUUAUGGCUCGUAAGGAAAUGUAGCGAAGCGAUAAGAAGUACACGCUAAACUGUAUGGCAACCAGCUAAAAACCCCAUUUACGGGGGCUAAGGUUGGAAGGCUGCCAACAUGUCUCGAGAGACUGGAAGUGAAGCACAGCAGUCUCAGAGUGCCCAGCAGACACAGAGUGGUACCAGUUCUUCCAGUGGGUCACAGAGCACUAGUCAGUCUUCCUUAAGUUCUGGAACUCUCAGUUCCUUGGACACUGUUCCCACUCAGGAGCUCCCGUCCAUCCCUGAGGACCAGGAAUCUGAAGAGCUGGUUCCUCAGCCUUGGGGUCGACUCUUUGCACUUGGAAAAGGUUUCAGCAACUGUGACUGCGUGAAUGAGGAAUACUGGUUUGGGAGGGACAAAAGCUGUGAUUACAGUUUUUCUAAGCUGGGAUUGUCUGAGACUGGCUUUUACCAAAACUAUAGCAAGAAGCACUUCCGAAUUUUCAGGGAAAUGGGUCCAAGAAAUUCCUUUGUUGCCUACAUUGAAGACCACAGUGCAAAUGGGACAUUUGUUAAUAGAGAGCUCGUUGGAAGAGGGAGGAGGCUUCCACUGACACACAACUCUGAAAUUGCGUUGUCUGUACAGACCAAUAAGGUGUUUGUAUUUUCUGAUCUUACGGUGGAUGAUCAGAUGAUGUUUCCUAAAGAAUUCAGAGAGAAAUAUAUCAUGUCAAAGACUUUGGGAAGUGGUGCCUGCGGAGAAGUCAAACUGGCAUUUGAGAAGAGCACCUGUAACAAGGUUGCAGUGAAAAUCAUCAAUAAACGGAAGUUUGUGGCAAGUGGCCUGAGUGAUGAAAACCCAGGUUUAAACAUCAAUACAGAAAUUGAAAUUUUGAAGAAAAUAGAUCAUCCUUGCUUAAUCAAGAUUAAAAAUUUCUUUGAAGCAGAGGAUUACUACAUUGUUUUGGAACUGAUGGAAGGAGGAGAAUUGUAUGACAGAGUGUCAAGGCCAGUCAAGAUGAAAGAAAAUAUCUGCAAGUUGUACUUUUAUCAGAUGCUGCUGGCAGUGAAGUAUCUUCAUGACAAUGGAAUUAUACACCGAGAUCUAAAGCCAGAAAAUGUGCUGCUUUCAUCUUCUGAAGAGACAUGUCUUGUAAAGAUUACAGAUUUUGGACAAUCCAAGAUUCUUGGAGAAGCUUCUCUUAUGAAAACAUUAUGUGGUACUCCCAUGUAUCUUGCUCCUGAGGUUCUAAAUUCACUUGGGACUGCUGGAUACAGCCGAGCUGUGGACUGCUGGAGUUUAGGAGUUAUUCUUUUUGUAUGCUUGUGUGGAUAUCCACCAUUCAAUGAGCAAAAUACUCAACUUUCUCUGAAGGAUCAAAUCACUCAUGGAAAAUACACAUUCAUUGCAAAAGAGUGGAAGCAUGUGUCAGACAUGGCUCUGGAUCUUGUGAAGAAGCUGUUAGUGGUGGAUCCAAGCAAACGUCUUACCACAGAGGAGGCCUUGGAGCAUCCUUGGCUGCAGGAUGAGGAUAUGAAAAUUACAUUUGAACAGCUACUUGCUCAGACACGUACCAGUAUGAACCCACCAGAAACAUCAAAAAUGCCAACCACCACGAGAAAGCGUCCCCAUGAGAAUGAGGAAGACAAUGGCUCUGCUAAGCGUGCUGUUCCUUCUACCUCCUAUCAGAAAAUGAGGUUAGGCAUGGAAAUAAUGCUUAGUCCUAACAGAUGAAGAAGGAAUACUAAACUUGCUGAGCUUUUGCCUGAGACACAGCAUUACCUGACACAAUGCUGCCCACAGACUUCUGAGGACACUUAGACUAUUCAGUUGAGAUGUAGAACUUCUGAUGGACCUUGAGGUGCUCUGGGCUUGAGGUAAAGCUCCACAGUAAAUGCUGGACUGGCAGAAUCACAGCAUUGUGCACUGGGAUGGGGCUGAUUGGCUUCCAAAGCAACAGUUCCCAUCUGCAUGGUGUUUUAACAUGUGUGUACCAUGUUUAUUUCCCAGAGGAGGGAUGAGUAAGAGGAAACAUGAUAACAAGAGAUGAAAUAAAGAUGUAUAAAUUCCUGUCGGGGAAGAACUAGGAAUUGAACUGAGAGAGAAAAACUUGCUUGCCUGUUAGGUGAAAAUUUUAAACUGUGUGCCUUUUACUAAAGGAUUAUUAACUUCAUUACUGACUGAAAGAACAGUUUAGUAACUGUGUUCUCCAACAUGCAUCUUCUGGUUAAAGGCAUCUACUCUAAGACUGUUGAUUUGUAAAGAAUAAAACCUAAUGCAUUAUGGAAUAAACCCAUGUCAGGUAGGAAUUAAGAUAUUCAUGAGUCACUUUCCUGUAUGUGCCCAUUGCAGAGAUCUUG